AUGGCUGUAGACAAACCGGAGAAAGAAAGUGUAGAUGCUAGAUUCGCUGGGAUCUACAAUGAUCCUAAGUUUAAGAACACGAGAACUAGAGAUCACAAAAUAAAAUUAGACUCUAGAUUUAGCAAAAAAGAUCUGGAAGUGCAACACAAGUCAAAGGUUGACAAGUAUGGUAGAAAAAUCAAGGAUGCUCAUAACACCAAGGAAAUGGAAGAUUUCGAUAAAUAUUUCGAAAAGGAAGCUGAGGAUGAUGAAGAUGCAGAGGCUGAUGUGAAGGCUACUGUUGACCGUGCUCGUGGUGAAGUUCCUAAUGAUUAUGUUAGCUCUGGUGAUGAGUUUACCUCAUCGGACUCUGAAUCUUCUGGAGAAAGUGAAGUUGAAAGCGAAGAAGAAAGUGAAGUCGAAGCUGAAAAUGCUAAGCCUGAAUCUGGGGAUGCCUCCAAAACUUUGGCCGUAGUGAAUUUGGAUUGGGAUCAYGUUAAGUCUGAAGAUUUGAUGAUCACAUUUUCCGGCUUCGUUCCAAAAGGUGGUAAGAUUGAAAGAAUAUCUGUUUAUCCAAGUGAAUUCGGUAAAGAAAGAAUGCAACGUGAAGAAGUUGAGGGCCCCCCAAAAGAGCUUUUUCAAAGAAAAAAACAAGACAAAGCUUCUAAGAAGAAAACUACCGAUGAUUCCGACUCUGAUAUAGAUAUUGGCAUUAAAGACCUAUAUGAAGAAGGCGACGCUGACAAAGACGUGGAUUCAAGAGCUCUCCGUCAAUAUCAGCUGGAUAGAUUGAGAUAUUAUUACGCAGUAGUCUAUUGUAGUGAUAUUAGCACAGCUAGGGCUAUUUAUGAAAACUGUGAUGGUACUGAAUACGAAUCAACUGCUAAUAUGUUCGAUUUAAGGUACGUCCCUGAUGGUAUGACUUUCGACGACACUGCAAGGGACGAGUGUAGUGCGCUACCUAAAAACUAUAGACCACAUCAAUUCAGUACAGAUGCUUUACAACACUCGAACGUUAAAUUGACUUGGGACGAGACUCCUGCUGAUAGAGUGGAAGUUGCCAAGAGGGCCUUCACUCAAAAAGAAAUUGAUGAUAUGGAUUUUAAAGCUUAUUUGGCAUCCGAUAGUGAUGAAUCGGAUGAAGAAGUCAACGAAGACGCAAAAAGUAAACUAAAAUCCUUGGUCGGUGGUCUUGGCUUCAAUUCUAAAAAGGAAAAUGCCAACGACGGUGAAGAAGAAGAAGUUGAUAUGGAAAUUACAUUUACUCCAGCCCUAGAAGGAGGAGAUGAAAAACCAGUUGAAGGCCAAGAAGAAACAUCAAUAGAAAAAAUAAGAAGAAAGGAAAAGGAGCGUCGUAAGGCUAGAAAGCAAAAAGUAAAGGAAUUGAAACAACAAUCCGAAAAGGAAAAAAGAGGUAAGUUCAAAUCUACCAACAAAAAACAUGUGGCAGAUGAAGAAGAAUUGAAGAACAACGCAAAAUCAAAGGCUGAACUAGAGCUUCUAAUGGACGAUGAUGGCGACGCUGAAGCAGAAAGUUCAAUAAAUAGUAAAGCACAUUUCAAUAUGAACGAAAUUUUGAGAUCUGAAAAGGAAAAACAUAAGAAAAGUAGAUACCAAAAGAAAGAAAGAAUUGUUGAAGAUACUUUCACACCUGAUUUGGAAGAUCCUAGAUUCAAGGAAGUUUUUGAAGAUCACGAUUUUGCGAUUGAUCCAACUCAACCUGAAUAUAAAGGUACACAGGCCAUGAAUAAAAUUUUGAAGGAACGUGGUAAGCGUGUUCAUGACAGAAAAAGAAAGCACGGUAACAAUGAAAACGAUGUGACUAAAGAUGGAAACGCUAACAAGAAUAUUGGAAACUUGGUCAACAAAUUGAAAAAGAAAAGUAAAUCAUCCAAGAAAAUAAAGGUUUGA
Molecule: messenger RNA, 1890 nt
Organism: Saccharomyces eubayanus
Lineage: Eukaryota; Fungi; Ascomycota; Saccharomycetes; Saccharomycetales; Saccharomycetaceae
Gene: ESF1
Product: pre-rRNA-processing protein ESF1
Exons: 1
Coding region: 1-1890 (629 amino acids)
Biological process (GO): rRNA processing
Cellular component (GO): nucleus
Molecular function (GO): RNA binding
Source: RefSeq, a predicted model, not a curated record